Messenger RNA from Hippocampus zosterae (dwarf seahorse), 4092 nucleotides. It is a transcript of the gene abat, whose product is annotated as 4-aminobutyrate aminotransferase. Gene Ontology annotation, cellular component: mitochondrion. Gene Ontology annotation, molecular function: pyridoxal phosphate binding. Gene Ontology annotation, biological process: GABA catabolic process. Bases 371 to 1873 code for a protein of 500 amino acids. The transcript is spliced from 16 exons. NCBI's taxonomy places the organism in Eukaryota, Metazoa, Chordata, Actinopteri, Syngnathiformes, Syngnathidae. The record is from RefSeq and is a predicted model, not a curated record.
GUCGACUAGGGUGGGGGUGGGGGGUACAAUUCUGCAUGGGGGAAAACGUAUCUCGGCACCAUAGAACGCAAUCAUCAAACCGCAUUUGAAACGGCGUAAUCGAACGGAACUAUUUCUCCAGACUAGCUGGCACCGGAGACGCACAAGUUUGUCAGCCCGACCACCAGGAGGUAACCACAAAGACGAGAAACAAGAAGCUCCUUCUUCCCGAAGCGACCAGCGCGGCUGCUGACGAGACUGCGCGCUGCAGUCGAGCCCUCUGCACCAGACGCUCAACCCCCGAUCCAAACGUCCGAUCAGCGGUGACCUGGUUGGAGAAGAUAAGAUAAAGGCAGCCGCUGCCUCUCUCAGAUUUUGUCUGACUCCUGUCAUGGCAUACUCUGUGAUCAGUCGUCGUCUUGCGCUGACCCUCAACACAAACCUACGACUCACUACUUCAGGAUGCCGAUAUGCAAGCAAAGCAGCAGCAAAGGCCCAGUUGGACUUUGACUAUGAUGGACCUUCCAUGAAAACUGAAGUUCCUGGGCCAAGAUCCCAGGAACUGACAAAACAGCUGGGAGAAAUUCAGAAUGUUGCCGCCGUCAACUUCUUCUGUAACUACGAAGAGAGCAGGGGAAAUUACCUGGUGGAUGUGGACGGCAACCGGAUGCUGGACAUCUACACUCAGAUCUCCUCCAUUCCUAUUGGAUACAAUCACCCUGCUCUCCUCAAACUAAUGUCCAACCCGAACAAUCUGAGUACAGUUGUGAACCGACCCGCCCUUGGAAUCUUGCCACCUGAGAAUUUUCCGGACAAAAUCACAGAAAGUCUUCUUUCUGUGGCUCCAAGUGGAAUGACUCGUGUGCAGACAAUGGCUUGUGGCUCAUGCUCCAAUGAGAAUGCUUACAAGGCCAUGUUUAUCUGGUACAGGAAUAAAGAGCGUGGCCACACCUCACCAUCCGAUGAAGAGCUCCGUACCUCCAUGAUAAACCAGGGCCCAGGUUGUCCAGACUUGAGUAUUUUGUCUUUCAUGGGGGGUUUCCAUGGUAGAACUCUGGGGUGCUUGGCGACGACACACUCCAAAGCAAUACAUAAGUUGGAUGUGCCCGCUUUUGAUUGGCCUAUCGCCCCAUUCCCCAAACUGCAGUAUCCAUUGGAGGAGUACAGCAGAGAGAAUGCACAGGAGGAGGCUCGCUGUUUGGAGCAGGUAGAGGACCUGAUCGGAAAGUGGAGGCAGAAGGGUAAGCCUGUUGCCGGGAUUGUAAUCGAACCCAUUCAAGCUGAGGGAGGAGAUAAUCACGCCUCUGCGGAAUUCUUCAGGAGCCUCCGCAAAAUUGCCAGCAAGCAUGGCUGUGCGUUCCAUGUGGAUGAGGUACAAACCGGAGGAGGGUGCACAGGAAAGUUCUGGGCCCACGAGCACUGGGGCAUGGACGACCCCGCUGACAUUGUCUCCUUCAGCAAGAAGCUUCUGACUGGUGGCUUCUACUACAAGGAUGCAUUUCAGGCUGAUCAGCCCUACCGCAUCUUUAACACAUGGAUGGGAGACCCUACAAAGAACUUGUUGCUUUCUGAGGUCCUCAGCGUGAUUCGCAGAGAAAACCUCUUGGUGGAGGUGAACCGUUCAGGAAAAGCCUUGAUGAACGGCCUGAAUGAGUUACAGGCUCAGUACGUCGGCAUCUUGAGUCGAGCUCGAGGGCAAGGAACUUUCUGUGCCAUUGAUGUCUGUGAUGAUGCAACACGCAAUAACAUCCUUCAGAAGGCCCGGAACAAGGGUAUCCUCUUGGGAGCCUGCGGGGACCGGUCAAUCCGUUUCCGUCCAGCGCUGGUCUUCAAGGAGUACCAUGUGCACAUGUUCCUCAACCUCUUCAAUGACGUAUUGGCCCAGAUCAAAUGAACAAAUGACAGGCAAAACAACAACAUUCCGAGACAGAAUUCUGAAUAGAGGGAAGGAAACUUCCUUACCGUCCAUGACAAGAAAUGCACAAAUCACACAAAAAAACUUUGACAGGGCCAAGGUCAGUUGAGUUUACCCAAGCCACAACAAUGAUAACAAUGUCUCCGUACAUGUGAUGUCAUCAAGCUGUAAAUUCAUUUUGUAUUUCAAAUCAUUGUCAUAAUUCUAUAAAUGUGUGGGAAUGACACCAUAAUGAAGCAGAGUAAAAUCUGUCACAUUUGGGUAGAUGCUAGUGGUGAGUGGGUGAAAUAAGAACGCAAAGCCCAUCACCAAAUUCUUCAACAGCAUCACUCCUCUUGAAACGAGCUUUUCUCCAGGUAUACUUUCGUUAAGAUAUCAUACACUAACUUUCACAAACACAACCUGAUGCGUCAUCUGUCGUAUGUGCACAAUAUUCCACUCAAUAACUCCAAUGAAUGUGGUGGAAUCUGAUAUCAUCACAUGAAAACAUAGUAAAGCAACUUAUUUUGAGUUAAAAGUCAGCACUAGCUAAUCUCUCUAAUGUAGGGCCUUUUCUCACUGCACUUGGGGCAGCAAAAGGACGGUAAAGGCUUACCCAUAUUUGGAAGCGCUUGCAUCAGUAAAGUAACAGGGAGGCUUAUUCUAUGAGCACUCUGAAAUCACUCUGCCAACCAGUUUACGCAUGGAUGCGCCGCCUGACGUCGCCGCGGCAUCGCUCUGGAAUUGAACAUUUUUCAUUCACAAUUAAUGGGUUCGUUGCUGAGUGCAGUUUGAAAAGCCCUUUACUUGUCAGAGCCUUGACAAGAAGUGUUAGGCCCGCGUUGACUUCUAACAAACAGUGCAAUUAAUUUUGUCCACAAUUUGUGGAGGGUUUUUUUUCUUUAGUUCUGAAUGACUUGUGAAACAGGCAAGAACAGCGCAACACCAUCCCUUUUAAAACUAGCCAUCUUAAAAGUGUCAGACUGUUAUUUUAGACAACAUUAACGACAUGGAAAUUAUGCCAAUUAAUAUUCCGACCUCCAACUAUCUGCUCAGAGCAACAUACAAUUCAUUUUAGCACUCAUACACUGAUAGGCCAUCCAAUCACUAAAGUUAGCGCGAAUGCUUUUUUUGAGAUGGCAAAUAGUCAUUCAUGAUGCAGGAGUUUAGUGUUAGUGGUGAGUACAAUGCCAGGCUGCAUGUCAGUGUCCCACUUGAAAUGUCCAUGCCAUGAUUCUGCCUGUUAUCUUGCUACCUGUAUUAAUAGAAAUGACUCCGCUUGAAAUGUUGUUGCCCAGAUAAAUGCCAACCUUAAAUUGACCAGGAAAAUGUCUCAAGAUAUUUAGUGCCUGCAUGAUAUUUGGUAUAUAUACAUAUUUUUUCAGUAUUACUUUUGUAUACUCGAGCAUCAAUUGCGGCUAGUCAUGAACACCCUUUCACAUUUGUUUCGAUGAAUGGAACAGACUGCAUUUCACAGCUAGCACUCUGUAGUGCUUAUUUCAGAAAUAACAUGUUUAACGAAUAAAGUAAAUAAAGACAAAGCCCACAUGUAGUUUACUAGCUACGGCUAAACUUGUCAAUGAUAUGUAAUCCAAUUGCAAAGUAUUUGGUUUUUUUUUUACACAAACCUUGAAGGAUAAUGAUGCUCUUUUGUAAACAUGGACUUUUUCUGUGCUCAAAGAUUCUACCGGUGCAAAUUUAAACCAAGUGGAAUAAAGUUAUUGAACUUAAGAAAGUUGUUCGUGGGUGUGUAUGAAAACGUGAUUUUGACAAAGAUGUAGCACAUAAUGUCUAACAGCUUUAUAGUACGGGCAUACAUAAAUGUUGGUGUAAUGUCAAAAGAUGCAGGAAAUGUGUUUUAAAGAUUGCUACAUGUCAAACCAUCUUUCAUGCAAUCUUUUGAGCAAGUGUCAGAAAUGUGUAUCCAGUAAGAUAACAUCUGUCUUGUAUGAAUUAUCUUAACUAAGUGUAUGUUGAAAUCUCCGGAGAAGCCGUUUGGUUGCUUAACACUGAGGAAUAUUAUGGUAAUAAUACUGCUCCACUCCUAAGUCAGGAUCAUAAAGAGGAAAGGGAUGCAGAUAAGCUUCUUUAAGCAUUUUGCACUCAUGAUCUGAUCUAGAUGAUUAUUGAUGUAAUUAUUUUAGAUGGCUAUAACUGUUGUCUCUAAUCUAUACACUGUCAAUGUACUGUGACAAAUAAAUGACAUUUUGGCUAACUUA